This is a messenger RNA of Chrysochloris asiatica (Cape golden mole), 646 nucleotides long. RefSeq names its product MIS12 kinetochore complex component (gene MIS12). The record is from RefSeq and is a predicted model, not a curated record. Gene Ontology annotation, biological process: kinetochore assembly; mitotic sister chromatid segregation; mitotic cell cycle. The transcript has a single exon. NCBI's taxonomy places the organism in Eukaryota, Metazoa, Chordata, Mammalia, Afrosoricida, Chrysochloridae. Bases 1 to 621 code for a protein of 206 amino acids. Gene Ontology annotation, cellular component: chromosome, centromeric region; nucleus.
AUGUCUGUUGAUCCAAUGACAUAUGAGACCCAGUUCUUUGGCUUUACACCACAGACUUGCAUGCUUAGAGUCUACAUUGCAUUUCAAGACUACCUGUUUGAAGUGAUGCAGGCUGUUGAACAGGUUAUUGUGAAGAAGCUGGAUGGCAUCUCAAACUGUGAUAUCAGCCCCGUCCAAAUUCGUAAAUGCACAGAGAAGUUUCUUAGCUUCAUGAAAGGACGUUUUGAUCAUCUUUUUAGCAAAAUGGAACAGCUGUUUCUACAACUGAUUUUGCAUAUUCCUCCCAACAUUUUGCUUCCGGAAGAUAAAUCUCAGGAGAUGCAUCAUUAUAGUGAAGAAGAAUUCCAACUUCUUCAAAAGGAAAUUGAACAGUUACAGAAGAAAUAUAAGACUGAAUUAUGUGCUAAACAGGCCCUUCUUGCAGAAUUAGAAGAGCAAAAAAUUGUUCAGGCCAAACUCAGACAGACAUUGACUUUGUUUGAUGAGCUUUUAAAUGUUGGCAGAGAGCAUGGGACUAGUGACUUUAGGGAGAGUUUGGUAUCCCUGGUCCAGAACUCCAGGAAACUGCAAAGCAUUAGAGACAAUAUAGAAAAGGAAAGUGAAAGGAUGAAAACAUCUUAAAUUUCUAAAUGGUAAAAAGAAACUG